Messenger RNA from Sceloporus undulatus (fence lizard), 915 nucleotides. RefSeq names its product TDP-glucose 4,6-dehydratase (gene TGDS). Gene Ontology annotation, biological process: nucleotide-sugar metabolic process. The record is from RefSeq and is a predicted model, not a curated record. Gene Ontology annotation, molecular function: dTDP-glucose 4,6-dehydratase activity. Lineage: Eukaryota; Metazoa; Chordata; Lepidosauria; Squamata; Phrynosomatidae.
CUUGAGCGGAAAUGACGUCGGUGCCGGAAGUGGCACUGCUUGAGUGACGUCAGGGGGCGGGGCCCCCUCUGGCUGCUGCUGGGGCAGGGAAUGGCGGCGGGGCAGCCGGAGUCUGGGCUCCCUUCCUCCUCCUCCUCCUGCAGGGGCUUCGCUAAGCGGGUCCUGGUGACCGGAGGCGCCGGUUUCAUUGCAUCUCAUGUGGUGGUUUCCCUUGUAGAAAAGUAUCCUGACUAUAUGAUCAUUAAUCUAGAUAAGCUGGACUAUUGUGCAACCUUAAAAAACCUAGAGACUGUUUCUGAGAAACAUAACUACAAGUUUGUUCAGGGGGAUAUCUGUGAAUCCAGUUUUAUAAAAGAAUUAUUUGAGACUGAGAAAAUUGAUAUAGUAUUACAUUUUGCAGCUCAAACACAUGUAGAUCUUUCAUUUUUGCACAAACUUGAAUUCAACUAUGUUAAUGUUUAUGGAACUUACAUUCUUGUUGGUGCUGCUUAUGAGGCUAAUGUGGAGAAGUUCAUAUAUGUCAGUACUGAUGAAGUUUAUGGGGAAAGUUGUGGUCAGGAAUUUGAUGAAUCGUCGCCUAAAAAACCUACAAAUCCUUAUGCAACAUCUAAGGCAGCUGCUGAAUGCUUUGUCCAGUCUUAUUGGGAAAGAUUCCAGUUUCCAGUUGUUAUCACACGGAGCAGCAAUGUUUAUGGUCCCCAUCAAUUUCCAGAAAAGGUUAUCCCGAAGUUUAUUUCGCUCUUACAUCAGAACAGAAAAUGUUGCAUUCAUGGAUCUGGACUUCAGAGAAGAAAUUUUCUUUAUGCUAGUGACGUAGCAGAUGCAUUUCUUACUAUACUGAAGAAGGGACAGCCAGGUGAAAUCUAUAAUGGGACAAACUUUGACAUGUCUAUUACACAACUUGCAAAGGAUUAA